AUGGGCUGGCCGUACCACUUCCUCACCCUCUCACAGCAAGACGUCCUCCUCCGCCGCCAAACCAUCGACCGCUACGCCCUCAUCGCCCACCUCGCCGCCCUCGCCCCGGCCCUGCUCCUCACGCUCCUCCGCCUCGCCGUCCGCGCCGCCGGCCUCAUCCCCCGCAACGGCCACAACGGCGGCGACGGCGGCCGCGGCCGCUAUUCGCACGUCCCCGGCUCGCCCACCGUCAAGGCCCAGCGCAGCUCCGGCCUCGGCCUGCUGGCGGCGAGAUGGAGGGCCCUCAAGUGGUGGCUGGGCGACGACGUGGUGGUGAGAGGCGUGCAAUGGGGACAGCGCGAUGAGUGGCUGUUGGGCCUUGUCUGGACCGGCGUGCUGCUGGUUCUGUGCGUCUUGGAGACCGGUCAAGACUACCUCCACCUCACAAAACGCUUCGGCUCAAUCGCAAUCUCCCAGCUCCCCAUCCAGUACCUCCUCUCCCUCAAGGCCCUCAACCCCUACGCAUACGCCUUCGCCUCCUCCCACGAGCACGUCAACCGCUACCACCGCGUCCUCGGCCGCGUCAUCUUCGCUCUCAUCAUCGCCCACAUCGUCUUCUACAACGUCUUCUUCGUCCUCUCCGGCCUCUGGCUCAAGCGCUUCUUCGCCCCCGUCGUCUUCUGCGGCGUCCUGGCCGCCGUCGCCCUCCACGCCCUCAUGGGCACCGCCCUUGUCCGCGUCAGGACGCUCUCGUACCGCAUCUUCUUCAUCACCCACUUGGGCGUCGCACUGCUUACCCCCGUGCUGCUCUUCUUCCACGCCCACUCCGCCCGCUUCUACGUCGUCGAGAGCCUCGUCGUCUUCCUCGUGGACAUUGCAGUUCGCAAAUUCGGCAUGAUCACACACACAGCCUCUACAGUCGAGAUUGUCCCAGGGACAAACCUCAUCAAAAUUACCGCGCCCAUGCCUGCCCACAAGAUCGAAGACUUCCGCUCCCGCCCAGGCUCUCACGUCUACCUCAGCCUGCCCCCCGAGGGCAGAACAAGCAAUCAUCCGGUUUCCAAGUCAUUCAUCUUCGACCUCCUCUUCAACCCCUUCACCGUCGCCGCCGCCAGCCAGGAUAACCAAACCAUCACCCUGGUAGCCAGAAGGCGAACCGGCCCCAUGACCAACAUGCUCUCCCAAGUCGCCUCCUCUUCAUCCUCCUCCUCCUCCUCCACCACAUCAUUCCCCCCACAAUCACCAUACCCAGGGGACCAUGCCACCAACACAAUCACCCUCGCCAUAGAAGGCCCCCACGGCGCCAUAGGCAAACAAUUCCAGCACCUCCUCGCAUGGGGCCCCUCCCGGACCCUCCUCGUCGCAGGCGGCGUCGGCGCCACCUUUGCCCUCCCGCUCUACCACGCUCUCCGGCGCGACCUCGCCUCCUCCUCUCCUGCCCACGUCCACUUCGUCUGGGCUAUCCGCUCCGCCGCCGACGCAACCUGGGCCAUGGCCCCCAACUCUAGCAGCGACGACAAUGAAAAAUCUCUCCUGGACGACGACAACGUCCACCUCUACCUCACAGAGAAUCUCAUGGGCAACGAUGCGUCGUCCAUCGAGCUGCAAGACAUGCGCGGCAGCAGCAGAAACAACAAAAACAGCCGACGGCCCAACUUUCAAAAGAUUGUCGACGACCUCUUCCGUCACGGUGCGGAUGAAAAAGUGGCCAUCCUCGUCUGCGGGCCGGAUGAGAUGGCGAGGGAUGUGCGCCGACGGGUCGGGCCGUGGGUCUUCAAGGGCCGCGAGGUGUGGUGGCACAACGAGAGUUUUGGAUGGUAG
Molecule: messenger RNA, 1800 nt
Organism: Trichoderma reesei QM6a
Lineage: Eukaryota; Fungi; Ascomycota; Sordariomycetes; Hypocreales; Hypocreaceae
Exons: 2
Coding region: 1-1800 (599 amino acids)
Biological process (GO): intracellular iron ion homeostasis; iron ion transport; copper ion import
Cellular component (GO): plasma membrane
Molecular function (GO): ferric-chelate reductase activity
Source: RefSeq, a predicted model, not a curated record